AUGGGUAUAUCAGUUCUAGAUAAACUACUACCAAUAGAUCAAUUAGAGAAAGUACAACCAAAUGAUGUCACAAUUGAACCCAAAAAACUACUAGAACAUUAUCGAUCUGAGCUUGAAAAUUCAAAUGAUAUUCAAUUAGUUGAAACUAUGUCCCAAUACCAUUCAUAUAAUAAAUCAUUAUUGCAAUUUAAACAGAAAUUAGAACCGGUAGGUAUUAUAAUAGAAGAUUUUUCAAAAGAUUUAAAGAACUUAUCAUCAAGUUUAGUUUCAUUGGAACAACAAUCCAGUGAAUUAUCAAAAGAUCAUCAUGUCAAUAAAAUGAUAACAAGAGAAUUGGAGAAAACUAUAAACGAAAAUAUAUUACCACCAGAAAUGAUUAAAGAAUUAUUGCAUGAAGAAUUAUCAAAUCAAUAUUUAGAAAAAGUUACUUUCAUGAUAGAAAAGAUGGAUGAAAAAGAUUCAAAAUCAAUAAAAGCAAAAGUUGUUGAAAGAACAAGAGAUUUUGUAAUAUCUCAAAUACGGUCUUUAAGAUCUCACAAAUCAAUAUCAUCACAAUUAGUUCAACAAAAACUAAAAGAAUCCUCAAAUUUAUUUCAUUUUUUACAAUCACAACAACCAAAUUUAGGUAUACAAUUACAACAAGCAUAUUUCCAUACUAUGAAAUGGUAUUAUAAAAGUAAAUUUGCGAAAUAUAUUUAUUCAUUAGAAAAAUUAUCAAGACGACAUAUAGAAACUUCAGUUUUUGACUCACCAAAUUAUAUAAAUACAUUUGAACAAAGAAGUAAAAUCCUUGAUGGAAAUGAAUCAUGUAUGCCAUCACAAUUGGCAGAAACUAUAACUACUCAAUAUACAAUGGAAUUUGUAUUUUUACAAUUAUUAGAAGCAAUAGUUGAUAAUGUAUCAGUUGAAUAUUUUUUUGUUGUUGAAUUUUUUUAUAAGGGAAAUGAAAAAAAUAACUCAUGGGCAAAUACAAUGUUUGAAGAUGUUUAUAAAAUGAGUAAAGAAUUUUUGAGUUUUAUUACCUACAAUUCAUUUGAUGUUUAUGCCAUAUUAUUAAUUAUAAAAUUGAUUUACAAAUUUCAAAGCAGAACUCAUGAGUACCAUAUCCCAGUUCUUGAUGAUUAUUUAAAUUCACUUUUGCUUAUGCUUUGGCCAAUAUUUACACGAAUUAUAGAUACAAAUUGUGAUUCAAUGAAAAAACAUAUUUCGAAAAGUACAAAGUCAUUAGUACCAUUAAAUACUACACAACAAUUUGGCUUAUUCUUUCUGUAUUUGGUCAAAUUAUCAAUUGAUGGAACUCCUAUAAAGACAUGUAUCACAAGACUAAGGAAUGAUUACGAAAGUAGUAUAACUAAAACAAGUUCAUCUUUUAAAGGAGCUGAUAGAGAAACUUUUUUAAAUAGAAAUUAUUCAUUAGUGGUUACAAUUCUUACAAAUGAAUCAGAAAAUGAUGAAGAACAAAUUAAUCAUUUUAAAUUAUUAGCGAAUGCAUACACCUAG
This is a messenger RNA of Lodderomyces jiufengensis, 1500 nucleotides long. It is a transcript of the gene VPS52, whose product is annotated as Vps52p. Gene Ontology annotation, biological process: retrograde transport, endosome to Golgi; endocytic recycling; Golgi to vacuole transport. Bases 1 to 1500 code for a protein of 499 amino acids. Gene Ontology annotation, molecular function: syntaxin binding. NCBI's taxonomy places the organism in Eukaryota, Fungi, Ascomycota, Pichiomycetes, Serinales, Debaryomycetaceae. The record is from RefSeq and is a predicted model, not a curated record. The transcript has a single exon. Gene Ontology annotation, cellular component: GARP complex.